UAAAAAGAGAGGGAAAGAUAUGGAAAAGACAAGUCCAGUCUGGUCCUGAGCUCCUUCCCUACUGUGUACCUUCCUCCAGGAGUCCGGCCCCACCCUCCACCUCACAUUCCUCUACAAAUACCCCCAUCUUCUCCUGCAGCCUCCACAUUUACGCAUCAGACGACAGAUCUGCAGAAGAACAAGGAAGAAGCUCAAGGCUUGAACUAAAGAAUUACAGAAUGGGAUCAAUGGGAGUUCAGAUUGUGUGUGUGGCCCUCGGGGUCCUCGGCCUAAUCGGGGUGCUUGUGUGCUGCGCUGUCCCACGUUGGAAGGUGUCCUCUUUCACAGGAGCAAACAUAGUGACUGCACAGAGUAACCAGGAAGGCCUGUGGAUGGAGUGUGUGGUGCAGAGUACCGGCCAGCAGCAGUGCAAGAACUAUGACUCCCUCCUGGUGCUGCCCUCCGACCUGCAGGCCGCCCGUGCCAUGACCAUCAUCAGCUGCAUGCUCUGCUGCCUCAGCCUCCUCAUCCUCUUCUGCGGCGCCGACUUCACCACCUGCAUGCAGAAUGAGGACGCCAAGCCCAAGAUGAGCCUGGUGUCCGGGGUGGGCCUGCUGCUGGCCGGCCUCCUGGUCAUUAUCCCCGUCAGCUGGUCCGCUCACAUCGCAGUGCGAGACUUCAACAACCCAAUGGUGGCCCAGUCUUUGAAGAGGGAGCUGGGAGCGUGCAUCUUUAUUGGGUGGGGGGCUGGCGUGCUGCUGCUCCUGGCUGGUGGUCUGCUCUGCUGCUUCAGCAGGCCCAAGUCCGGCGGCUCUGGAGGAACGGCCAAAUACUACAGCAGCGGCGCCUCCGCUCCCAACAAAAACUACGUGUAGUGUCUUUAUGAAGGGGAGGAGGGCAGGGGGGUAGCUUGGUUAAAGACUGGAGUAGAUGAGCUGCAAAAACUCAAAUCUUAGCAAAUGUAUUUGGAAAAUUAUUGUCAAAAUAUCUCACUACACUUAAAAACGCCACAUUCACCAAGUCAAAAAACAAGGUCAUACUGCUUGUAAUAAGUAACUAGCCUUUAUUUUCCUUGUAUCUUAAAAUAUGAUGUUAAUCUGGGCAUAUCAGGUGGAUGUGGCUUAUAAUAAGCUUCACUGUACAUUUUUAGAAUAAAUUAGACAAAUACACUGACUAAGAUUUUAAUUUUUGUAAUGUGAAGAAAACUGUUUCUCGAAAAAAAGCAUAAAGCCGCUGUAAAUACUGAUAAUAAGUGUCUUAAAUGUUUUCCUACAUAUUCAUAGUUAAAGUGGUGAUUUUUUUAUUUGAAAGCUGUUUUACUACUUGGUGUAGGGUUUAAGAUCUGCUUUUAAAAGGGAAAAAAAUAGAGCAAGCUGUAAAUUAACAGUCAAAUUUAACAUUUUAAAGCUCCUGUGAGGAACAUCUGAUUUGUGUUGUUUUUGGCGCCACCUCUGGACAAAGUGUUAAGGGCAUUAAAAAUAACUACAUAGCAAUAGCAGUAUGCUGAUGCCUUGUUUAUAAUCCUAGCUAAUCAAGAGGCAUCACUUCACAGGAGCUUUAAAAAGUUUUUUUUAUGUACAAAAAUGUUACUGUUCUUAUCAUCUUCCUCAAUGUUGGACUUUUUAAAGAAUAACUCAAGGAUCCACACAAGUAUAAUAUAAAUUUCAAGUUGGUGUUAAUGUUUAAAAGCAUAUUUGUUUGUCAGAAUGAUCUUAUAACAGUUAUAUUAAAUCACCGUCCAGCCUGUUUAGAUGUCUUAGCGCCUUGUAAUCUGGGUGGUAUCAUCUAUCAGUAUAAAUAUUACACGCUAUUAUCACUAUUCUUUUCAUCUGACCUCAAAUUCACCUCAUUCAGCCUCAGGGAGAGUCUGCAUGUAUGUGUUUCUCUGAUGUUACAUCCCCUAAACAUCCACAUUUCAGAUUUUUUGUUUAUCAUUGUCAGUGUGUUUUAUUUCUCUGUUUGUAUGUUGAUAAGUAUAAAUUAAUAAACUUUGGCGUAACUCAA
Molecule: messenger RNA, 1983 nt
Organism: Cheilinus undulatus (humphead wrasse)
Lineage: Eukaryota; Metazoa; Chordata; Actinopteri; Labriformes; Labridae
Gene: cldni
Product: claudin i
Exons: 3
Coding region: 219-854 (211 amino acids)
Biological process (GO): cell adhesion; bicellular tight junction assembly
Cellular component (GO): plasma membrane; bicellular tight junction
Molecular function (GO): structural molecule activity
Source: RefSeq, a predicted model, not a curated record